This is a messenger RNA of Hippopotamus amphibius kiboko, 1842 nucleotides long. It is a transcript of the gene ADORA2B, whose product is annotated as adenosine A2b receptor. Gene Ontology annotation, cellular component: membrane. The record is from RefSeq and is a predicted model, not a curated record. The transcript has 2 exons. Gene Ontology annotation, biological process: vasodilation; G protein-coupled adenosine receptor signaling pathway; adenylate cyclase-activating G protein-coupled receptor signaling pathway. Lineage: Eukaryota; Metazoa; Chordata; Mammalia; Artiodactyla; Hippopotamidae. Gene Ontology annotation, molecular function: G protein-coupled adenosine receptor activity. Bases 94 to 1092 code for a protein of 332 amino acids.
GCGAGCCGCGGGCUCAGACGCGGCGGGGGACGCGCGGUCCGGGCGCUCCGGGCAGCCCGGCGGGGCCGAGCCCGAGCCCGAGGCCGGGCGGCGAUGCCGCUGGAGGCGCAGGACGCGCUGUACGUGGCGCUGGAGCUGGCGCUGGCCGCGAUGUCGGUGGCCGGCAACGCGCUGGUGUGCGCGGCGGUGGGCGCCUCGAGCGCGCUGCAGACGCCCACCAACUACUUCCUGGUGUCGCUGGCGGCGGCCGACGUGGCCGUGGGGCUCUUCGCCAUCCCCUUCGCCGUCACCAUCAGCCUGGGCUUCUGCACCGACUUCCACAGCUGCCUCUUCCUCGCCUGCCUGGUGCUGGUGCUCACGCAGAGCUCCAUCUUCAGCCUCCUGGCCGUGGCCGUCGACCGGUACCUGGCCGUGCGCGUGCCGCUCAGAUAUAAGAGUUUGGUCACGGGCGCCCGAGCGAGAGGAGUCAUCGCCGUCCUCUGGGUCCUUGCCUUUGGCAUCGGCCUGACGCCGUUCCUGGGGUGGAACAGUAAGGACAGCGCGGCCAACUGCACGGAGCCCAGGGACGGAGCCACCAACGCAAGCUGCAGCCUCGUCAAGUGCCUGUUUGAGAACGUGGUCCCCAUGAGCUACAUGGUGUACUUCAACUUCUUCGGGUGCGUCCUGCCCCCGCUGCUCAUCAUGCUGGUCAUCUACGUCAAGAUCUUCUUGGUGGCCUGCAGGCAGCUGCAGCGCGCGGAGCUCGUGGACCACUCGCGGACCGUCCUCCAGCGGGAGAUCCACGCGGCCAAGUCCCUGGCCUUGAUCGUCGGCAUCUUUGCGCUGUGCUGGCUGCCGGUACACGCCAUCAACUGCGCCACGCUCUUCCGGCCAGCCUGGGGCCACGAGAAGCCCAAGUGGGCCAUCUACACAGCCAUCCUCCUGUCGCACGCCAACUCGGUGGUCAACCCCAUCGUCUACGCCUACCGGAACCGGGACUUCCGCCACACUUUUCACAAAAUCAUCUCCAGGUACCUCCUCUGCCGGACGGACGCCCUCAAGAGCGGGGACGGGCAGGCGGGGGCGCAGCCUGCUGUCCAGGCGGGCCUAUGACCUGGGCUCUGGCCUCUUCGCGGAGAGGGCACAACGUCGCAGUAACCAAGAGACGGGGCGUGCCUGGCAGACCCUCCCCGGAAAAAGCUGCCCCUCACAGGCCAGCAGGCUGCCUCUCCCGAGCACGUCCCUGGAGGUAGCCCGCACCUGGUUAACGUGCACGUGUCACUGGUAGGUCCCCAGGGUUGACGAGCGUAUUUAUGGUUCGCUGGCUGCUGUUACUGUGUGGACCAUGCCGACGGCCUGAAUGGAUCGUAAAAGAAUGUUUUGUUUUUUCAAGAGUCUGCCUCUUUCGUGGUAGAAAACGAAUGAAACUGUUUUACUGUGAAACGCUGUGAACUAUUACAACACAAAUAUUUUUUAACUUAGAGGCAAUGGAAAAAGUUGGACAUACUAAAAAUAUAUACAUGUUCCGAGGAAGGUGACCAGGAAAAUUAAAAGUAUGAUUCUUCAAUCAAGAAACUGCUAUAUUAGGGAAAUGACACUCUCAUUCGUUCUUAGGUAGACUAUCAUCGUGACAGGUUUGAUAACAGUCUCCUCCAUGUGCAGCAAACUAAAGAAACUGGAGAAGUGGGAUCCCUCCCGCCACCAGAUUCCGUCUGCCCCUUCCACAGCUAGAUGGUGAAUUUCACUUGUCUCUCAAGUUCAAGUUUGGCCAAGUUGCUGGAAUCCAAAGUGAACAUUUUACUAAGGAAAGUUACAUAGUUGUGUUUGUACAUGAGAUGAAAUAAAAAUAAAACUUAAAAACGA